Molecule: messenger RNA, 747 nt
Organism: Pelodiscus sinensis (Chinese soft-shelled turtle)
Lineage: Eukaryota; Metazoa; Chordata; Testudines; Trionychidae
Source: RefSeq, a predicted model, not a curated record
AUGCAGCUGUUCGUGUUGGGGAUGCUCCCCUGGGCUUUCCUCCUGCCCCCUGGGGGCUGGGCUGGUGAGAUCAUCGGGGGACGGGAGACCCGGCCUCACUCCCGACCCUACAUGGCCUAUCUGGAUAUAGCGGGAAAAGGAAGCUGCGGAGGGUUUCUCAUUCGGGAGGACGUGGUGCUGACGGCGGCUCAUUGCAACUCCAACCGGGGUAAUAUCACCGUCAUCCUUGGAGCUCACAAUGUCUGGAAAUGGGAACCGAGUCAACAACGCAUCCGCGUGCGCCGGCAGAUCCCCCACCCGCAGUACAACAGCAAGACCUUAAAAAAUGACAUCAUGCUGCUGGAGCUGCGUCGCAAAGCGACACUGACUAGGGAGGUGGGGCUGGUCCGUUUAACGACUGGUAAACACAGAGUGCUCCCAGGGACCGUGUGCAAAGUGGCUGGAUGGGGUAUGACCAGCUUGAACACAGGAACCAACACCCUUCGGGAAGUGAACCUGUCGGUUGUGAGCAAUCGCCUCUGUCAGAAGCGGUACUGGUACUAUUUCCCCUCCACCAUGCUGUGUGUAGGGGACCCCCACUAUCCAAAGUCGACUUACAAGGGCGACUCUGGGGGCCCUCUCGUGUGCCGUGGAGUGGCCGAGGGCAUCGUCUCCUUUGGUUUCAAUAACAGCACUGCCCCUCCUGUUGUGUUCACUCGGAUUUCCCGCUUUGUGCCCUGGAUCAAAGCCAACAUGCCGAAAAUCUAG